Molecule: messenger RNA, 2631 nt
Organism: Xyrauchen texanus (razorback sucker)
Lineage: Eukaryota; Metazoa; Chordata; Actinopteri; Cypriniformes; Catostomidae
Exons: 3
Coding region: 49-1746 (565 amino acids)
Cellular component (GO): membrane
Molecular function (GO): GTP binding
Source: RefSeq, a predicted model, not a curated record
GAGGACUCACUUUUACAGCUCUUACUGUUACAGUACAGGUUAACGAGGAUGGAAGGAAAAUUGUCUGAUGAAAAAGUGAAAGAAUUCCUUGCUCCAUGGAGGUUCUCUCUCAGGGCAGCUGGGUUUGAAGACAGACUGCUGGUGGCUCUUCAACUGUUUGAACAUUUCCCUUUAGAUAUAGCUGUAACUGGAGGAACCCAGGAGGCUAAUGCCCAGCUCGUCUCUAUGAUCUGUGGGCUGAACGAGGAGCCGGAAAUGGAAGAAGAGGAGGAAGAGGAAACGGAGGAUGAAGAUGAUGAAGAAGAGGUUGAAACAGACAAGGAAGAAGAUGAAGAUGAUGAGGAAGAUGGUGUAAAUGCCAAGGAAGCUGCUGAUCACCAGAGCAACAGUAGAAAACAUGUACGGAUUGCAGAAUCUUCUGAAUAUAUAGGAAGUGGCGUUCCUGAUUUUGACUCUGUGAUAUUACACAGACAAAUCCCCAAUAUUCGUGUCUGGACAGUACAGGGCCAUCCAACUUCAAAUUCCAUCAUUAAGCGCAACAGCCAGCAGUAUGACUCUGCAUACUAUGAUGUUCUGGUGGUUCUCACUACAGAAGAGCGGAAGGAGGACCACAUGUGGCUCAAAAUGGAGCUGCAUGAGAGAGAUCCACCUUUUUUUCUGGUUAAAGCUGAGAAAGAAUGGGACGUGCUCGAGGAGAAACCGACAGGGCCGUGCAUGACCUGUGCCUGGGAACGAACGAGAGCCCGCAAUCUGGAGAUGCAAAAGAGACGAAAAGAAGCAUAUCGAGACAUGGGUGAUUCAACAGACAGCCAGAAUCCUUCAAAUGCCUCCCAAGACGCAGAGUUGGUGGAGAUGAACGAUAUUGGUGAGGUGCUUGCUAAAGCCCUGCCUGAACUGAAAAGGAAAGCUUUCAGUCAGUUUUUGGUGGCAAUUACAAAGGAACUUUGUGUUCCUAAAUUGCUGACUGAUGAAACACAGUUCCUGGUGUCAACUGCUUUGAGGUUCAGGAAGAUAGAACAGGAUGAUCUUGAUCAGAUCUUCAAGCUUUCACAGCCCAGAGAUCUUACAGACCAUCCCUCCAAGCUUCAGACAAUCCUUACAGCCCUCGAUUACUUCCGCUUGGACAUUGGUGUGCUGGGUGAGACCGGCAGUGGCAGCUCCAGUCUGGUCAAUGCCCUCUUGGGCCUAAAGAACACUGAAAAACAAGUUGCUCCAACUGGCGUCAUUGAAACUACCAAAGAGGCUGUAGCGUAUCCCUACACAUACUUCCCCAACAUACGUCUUUGGGACCUUCCUGGCCUUGGAAAAAUAGGUGAACUUUGUAGCCAGUCCACUACUUCCAGCUUUAAUGAAGCUCAGAACAUAGCUUCAAUGCUUGCUUUGUGUGAUGUAUACAUCUUUGUGUCUCCUUUGAGACUUAGAUUGGGAAUCAUACAGUUGUUGCAGCAGGCAUCCUCUCUUGGAAAAGAGUGUUACCUAGUGCUCUCAAUGGCUGACUUAAUUGAGGAAAGGUCUGUCACUGAAGUGAAAGAAUGGGUUAAGGAUGUCUUGGGUAAACUGGGUCUCCAGCAGAACUUCUUUCUGGUGUCUGCUCAUCAUCCAGAAACCUUGGACUUCCUCAGGCUAAAGGAGACACUAGAAUCUGCCUUUCCAAUCCAUAAGAAGGUUGCUAUGGCCAGAUAUGCAGCAAAGCAACUGGACGAAGAUGUGUUCUGGAAAAGAGCUGAUCCUUGCAAAUUAAUGUAAACUUGAAUAAUGAUACCACACUUAAAAAAAAAGUACCAUAAUACUAUAUAUAUUCUUUCUUUUUUUUGCAUGUACCAUGGUAUUCUUUGGAUUUUGGAUUAGUAUGUAAAUACUGUGGUACAUAAAUAUGUAAUCAAUACCAUGGUAUAACUAACUGAUACAUUCCUGUAUCAUGAUGCUUCCAUAGUACUUUAUUGUAUAGACUCCUUCAACAUUUCUACCAAAUUCAAAAUCCAUUAAAUAAAGUAAAUAAGCAGCUGCUUGUUAUGCAAAACAUUUAUUCUCAUGCUACUCACACGCAUGUUUUAUUAGGGAGGGAUUUCUGUUUGAUUAAAGAUCUACAUCACUCCUCAAACAUUUUCAACCCUGUUUGUUAACCACCGUAAACGGAGUCAGACGCAACACCAUUUCCAGCACCAUCUCGGCCUCAGGAUGGAUUCCACAGAUAAUAAACUGCUAUCAACUGCAAUCCAGUCAAAACAGCGAGUAGCACUAACACUGACCACUGCUUGCAUCACUUCUGUCCCUGCCAACUAAAGCCUGUACCAGCCAAACAGCAAAAGACUUUCUUACUUGCAGUCAAUUUGGGAUGGACUUUUAAAGACACUUAAUCAUAAAUCUAAGUUCAAUUAAUAUCCUUUAGCUUUAAACAUUGCCUACCAAAAAAUCAGUUAAUUCAAUUAAUACAUGACAUUUAUUGCACAUAGCUAACUGAUAUUAAGACAUUUUUAAGACAUGAUUUUGUAUGAACUUUUUCAAUGAAACUGCUCAAUGGGGGGUAUUUAAGACAUAAAGCGCAUUAGGCAUUACAGCAUGAUUUUCUGUAUAACUUCCUUUGAAACAAUUUUUAUUGUGAAAAGUGCUAUACAAAUAAAAAUGACUUGA